Messenger RNA from Penaeus chinensis, 486 nucleotides. Its product is annotated as translation initiation factor IF-2-like. The record is from RefSeq and is a predicted model, not a curated record. The coding region runs from base 1 to 486 and encodes 161 amino acids. The transcript is spliced from 4 exons. Lineage: Eukaryota; Metazoa; Arthropoda; Malacostraca; Decapoda; Penaeidae.
AUGAGGCUUCGUCUCCGACACUUCGGACGCAAUAACUGUAUCCCUUCGGCCGAGCCCUCGCAGCCCACGAAGCGCUCCCGACGCCCCAUGCAUUGCACAUUGCACAACUCCCGGCGCAAAAUUCCCCCACCGCAGUAUCGGGCGAUUCCUCGGCAAGAGAAGCCCCAGAGAGACCCAGAGCCCAGCCCCCCGGCCCCCCCCGCCCGAGAGCCCGCUUCAGCCGAGCGCCCUGCAGCGUCGCCCGCCGCGGCCGCAGCACAAGCAUGUCCAGCGGAAAGCGUGUCACGGUGCCCGCAGGAAGGCCCUUCGCCGGCGCCGCUGAAAGGCCUCGCGGGAAAACCUCAUCUCCGGCCGUCACGCGCGGGGCCACGCCGUCGCUCGCCACACGACGCCCUCGUACCGGAAAAUAGCGCCGCGUCAGGAACUUUCCCGACGUGCCCUCGUAGCUACUUGGCAUUCCUCGUGCUCGCCUCACCCUGGCAGUGA